ACUGAGAGCGGUUUGCUGGCGUGCAGUCGCUGCCUCUCCUCUAAAGACAGCUCACACGUGUUUUGUAAUCGGUGUUCCUGUAGUAUUUGUAUUCUCUGUGAGGAUCCUUUACCCUGAAACACUUCUAACGUCUUCACCUGGGUUUCUCUCCGCUCCGUCUGCCGCCUCAGGAUGGAUCAUCACGAUCCGCAGCGAGGGAGGAGUAGAAGUCACCGGCGCUACGAUGACGAUGAUGAUGACGAUGAGGGUCAACCGGUGUACAUCGGGGUUCCGGUUUCCCACAGACGGAAACGCCGCCGACAUCACUCCAGAACCAGCGACCCGGACCGUGACACCCGGCACUCGCACUACGACCACCACACACACCGCGAACACACACACCGCGACCACGGGUAUUACCACGACAGGGAGGAGCAUUACGAGGACGACGACGAGGGGAGUCCGGAGCGCCACGAGCAGCCCAACCUCGCAGUUUCCCCUGCAGCAGAGCGUCUGCGCCACAUACUGGGGGAGGAUGACAACACCCCCACCCCCACACUAUUCACUGAGAUGGACACUCUGCAGCAGGAGGGGGGCGAGCUAGAGUGGAAAGAAUCUGCAAGGUGGGUGAAGUUUGAGGAGAAGGUGGAGGAGGGGGGGGAGCGAUGGAGUAAACCUCACGUCUCCACGCUCACCCUCCACAGCCUGUUUGAGCUGAGGACUUGUCUGCAGACGGGAAGCAUCCUGCUGGACCUGGAGGGCUACUCCCUGCCUCAGAUCGUGGAUGAGAUCGUGGACCGGCAGAUCGCUGACGGCCUCAUCCCUGCGGAUCUGAGGGAGAAGAUCAGCUUCGUGCUGCUGAGGAAGCACCGUCACCAGACCAAGAAGCCCAUCCACCGCUCGCUGGCCGACAUCGGGAAGUCCUCCAACGCUGCUCCCAACCGUAGUCCUCACCUGAACCCGAGUCACGGUGCGAGCUCAGCCGCCGGGGUCCACCGCUCCACAGAGGACCUGAGCUCCCGCCACUCCAGCAGCCUGAGCCGCCUGCAUCCGUCCCAGUGCCGAAGCAUGAACGAUAUUUCAGACUCGCCGAGCACAGACCAGCUGAAGAACAAGUUCAUGAAGAAGAUUCCCCGGGACGCCGAGGCCUCGAACGUGCUGGUGGGCGAGGUGGAUUUCCUGGACAAACCCUUCGUGUCCUUCGUCCGCUUGGCUCAGGCCACGACUCUGGGCGGCCUCACGGAGGUCCCUGUGCCCACCAGGUUCCUGUUCAUCCUGCUGGGCCCUCACGGCAAAACCAAGGCCUACAACGAGAUCGGCCGAGCUAUUGCUACGCUGAUGGUGGACGAUCUCUUCAGCGACGUCGCCUACAAAGCCAGGGACCGCGAGGACCUGAUCGCCGGAGUGGAUGAGUUUCUGGAUGAGGUGAUCGUGCUCCCUCCGGGGGAGUGGGACCCCAAGAUACGCAUCGAGCCUCCUAAGAAGGUCCCGUCGGCGGAUAUGAGGCAUUCGGUGCUGAACCUGAACGAGCUGGGGCAGAUGAACGGCUCGGCGGGGGGGGCGGCGGGGGGAGAAGACGAGGAAUUUCCUGCUCCUCAUGAACUGGGAGAGGAGCUGAAGUUCACCGGGAGGAUCUGCGGGGGCUUGUGGCUGGACAUCAAGCGGAAGAUCCCGUGGUUCUGCAGCGACAUCUACGACGGCUUCCACAUCCAGUCCAUCUCCGCCGUGCUCUUCAUCUACCUGGGCUGCAUCACCAACGCCAUCACCUUCGGAGGGCUGCUGGGGGACGCCACCGACAACUACCAGGGAGUGAUGGAGAGCUUCCUCGGCACAGCGUUAGCAGGAACGGUGUUCUGUUGUUUCGGGGGACAGCCGCUCAUCAUCCUCAGCUCCACCGGACCCAUCCUCAUCUUCGAGAAACUGCUCUAUGAAUUCAGCAAGAGUAACAACAUCGACUACAUGGAGCUGCGUCUGUGGAUCGGCCUGCACUCCUGCCUGCAGUGCUUCCUGCUGGUGAUCACGGACGCCAGCUACAUCAUCAAGUACAUGACGCGCUUCACCGAGGAGGGCUUCUCCAGCCUCAUCUCCUUCAUCUUCAUCUCCGACGCCAUCAAGAAGAUGGUCGGAGCCUGGAAGUAUUACCCAAUCAACCGUGGCUUCAAGCCCGACUUCAUCACCUCCUACAAGUGUGAUUGCAUCCCCCCCUCCUCAGCUUCGGCUCUGGGGUUUAAUAUCUCAGCUCCGCUCGCUGAUGACAACAUGACGCUGCUGUUCAACCUGACGGACAUGGACUGGAGCCAGCUGAGUAAGAAGGCGUGUGUGAAGUAUGGGGGGGUGCUGGUGGGGAACUCCUGUAAGUACGUCCCUGAUCUGGCCCUCAUGUCCUUCAUCCUCUUCUUCGGCACGUACUCCAUGACGGUGUCUCUGAAGAAGUUCAAGUUCAGCCGCUACUUCCCCACAACGUUGCGCUCCCUCAUCAGUGACUUCUCCAUCAUCAUCUCCAUCCUGGUGUUCUGUGGCCUGGAUCACCUGAUGGAGCUCGACACCCACAAGCUGCACGUUCCCACUGAGAUAAAGCUGAGGAAGCUAAUCAGUGAUUUUGCCAUCUUCAUGUCCAUCAUGUCCUUCGUGGGUCUGGACAUGUUGAUGGGGUUAGACACCCCCAAACUAAUCGUUCCCACGGAGUUCAAGCCAACGCGUCCGAACCGCGGCUGGCUGGUGAUGCCGUUCGGGAAGAACCCGUGGUGGUGGUACAUUGCGAGCUCCAUCCCCGCUCUGCUCGUCACCAUCCUGAUCUUCAUGGACCAGCAGAUCAGCGCCGUCAUCGUCAACAGGAAGGAGAACAAGCUCAAGAAAGGCUGUGGCUAUCACCUGGAUCUGUUCUGGGUGGGGGUGCUGAUGGCCGUCUGCUCCUUCCUGGGUCUGCCGUGGUACGUGGCGGCCACCGUCAUCUCCAUCGCCCACAUCGACUCUCUGAAGAUGGAGAGCGAGUCGAGCGCGCCCGGGGAGCAGCCGCAGUUCCUGGGAGUCAGGGAGCAGAGGCUGACCGGUAUCCUGGUGUUCGUUCUGACCGGAGUCUCCAUCUUCCUCGCUCCUGUUCUCCAGUUCAUCCCCAUGCCCGUCCUGUAUGGAGUGUUCCUCUACAUGGGCGUGGCCUCACUGAGUGGCAUCCAGUUCUGGGAGCGGAUCAAGCUGUACAUGAUGCCUCCCAAGCACCAGCCGGACUUCUCCUUCCUGCGCCACGUCCCUCUGAGGCGAGUCCACCUCUUCACGCUGGUUCAGAUCAUCUGCCUCGCCGUCCUCUGGAUCCUCAAGUCCACCUUCCUCGCCAUCAUCUUCCCCGUCAUGAUUCUGGGUCUGCUGGUGGUGCGGAAGCUUCUGGAUUUCAUGUUCUCCCAGCACGACCUCGCCUGGAUGGACGACAUCCUGCCCGACAAGGACAACAAGAAGGAGGACGACAAGAAGAAGAAAAAGAAGAAGAAGAAGAAGACGAAGGAGCCCGACAGCGACGAGGAGCCCAUCAGUCCUGCACCCCCCCCAGUGAAGAUCCCCAUGGAGCCCCCCCACCCUGAACCAGACCCCUGACUGAGACGGACCUUUACUCGACAGUCGCGUGCAAUCACGACGAUCCAAACCGCAGAGUCUCUCUGCACCUGAAGACCUCCUCCCCCUCUUCCCUCGCUCUCCCCCCGCCACCCGGCCCACAGCUGGACUCCAACUGGGAGGAAUCAGACUUCUACUCCAGAGUCAAACACCGCCUUUCUACCCACAAUGCCCUGCUGCAAACACCUGCACACCACAGAGACCCUCACCCAAAGCCAGCUCUCUUCAGGGGCUCCUGUGCCGACACCGUGCUGUGACUAGAAUCUGCAGAUCCACAUUUAAAUUACACGUUAGAAACCGAGCUACAUAAGCAAAGAGGAAGCGCCCUUCCUCAUUCAUUAAUUGGGUUUUGAUCAGAUGUUAUGCCAUGUAUUAUACCCCCCCCCCCCCCCCCCCCUCCUGAACCUCUUCAAGUAGUGACCAAAAAAUAGCUGCAAACAAAAGAACCAAAAUGUGUUUAUAACAAUAUAAAAAUCAGAGUGCAUGACCCCGCCCCGGACCUUAGGCAACAGUUUCUCGAUCAUGUUCAUCUUUGCUUUUUU
This is a messenger RNA of Eleginops maclovinus (Patagonian blennie), 4124 nucleotides long. RefSeq names its product solute carrier family 4 member 5b (gene slc4a5b). Gene Ontology annotation, molecular function: monoatomic anion transmembrane transporter activity; solute:inorganic anion antiporter activity; sodium:bicarbonate symporter activity. The record is from RefSeq and is a predicted model, not a curated record. NCBI's taxonomy places the organism in Eukaryota, Metazoa, Chordata, Actinopteri, Perciformes, Eleginopidae. Gene Ontology annotation, biological process: bicarbonate transport; monoatomic anion transport; regulation of intracellular pH. Gene Ontology annotation, cellular component: plasma membrane. The coding region runs from base 172 to 3564 and encodes 1130 amino acids. The transcript is spliced from 29 exons.